AUGUCAAAUGUAAACACGGCAAGAUUAGCAGACGAACUUGUGUAUGUGUGUGACCACAUACAGGUAGUUCUUCUUCCGGGUCACAUCAGUGACGUCAGGUUUAUUGUGGAGAACGUGCAAAGAGCACGUGUAGCUUGUCUCAACCCUAGGGUGACACAAGGAAAUCUCACACCGGUAAAAGUGCGGAUACACCUGCCCAGGUUAGCCUGGAUUUGCAAACACCCUGAUCAUUGGUUCCUUGUACCUUUCCAUUUGAGGUUUGGUGAUGAGUAUGAAAGCGACGAAUCGUCAGCAAAAAGACGAGAUAAUGAGGAGAGUUCGGUUGAAAUAUCGUUGAUACGAAUCAAGAAGAAUAAAGGGCCUACAUGUAACACUGAACCUUGGGGAACACCGGCGUUUAUAUUUCUUACAGAAAAAUGUGAAUCAUGAAUAAAGACGGAUUGCUUACG
Molecule: messenger RNA, 449 nt
Organism: Mizuhopecten yessoensis (Yesso scallop)
Lineage: Eukaryota; Metazoa; Mollusca; Bivalvia; Pectinida; Pectinidae
Exons: 3
Coding region: 1-429 (142 amino acids)
Source: RefSeq, a predicted model, not a curated record